AUGUCAAUCUCUAGCGCACUACUUCUCCAGAUACCAACUCUGCUAAACCAACUAACACAACAUUGCGAAAGACAUGACUCGAGACUAUCUGUAAAUGUGAAGCCAUUUAAAGGUCUGGUAAUCGACCGUAGAGUGGAUGCGGCCAUCGAUGAGAUACUGGAGCUGACGCUCAACCGAUUCGUGAAUCAAUAUUUAGAAGACUUUGCUCGAGACUAUCUAGUGGAUGCGGCCAUCGAUGAGAUACUGGAGCUGACGCUCAACCGAUUCGUGAAUCAAUAUUUAGAAGACUUUGCGAUCAAUACAAACAAAUUGGACCACGAGUUGAGACAUAUUCUGCGGACACUUCUCUCGGCACUGAUCCGGAGGGCAAUGGAUGUGAACAUAACUGACUUCCUGUUGGAACAGUUGCCCAAAGUAUUGACCCAUCAUUUGGAGACAUAUGUCGCCGGCAAACGACACUCGAAAACUGCUCAAUACGUCGAGGAAUCCGUUCUCAGAGAAUACGGACAUCUCAUUCAUCCGGCGAUGAACGGCAGGGAAGAAGAGAUAAAGUACUUGACAUCAGUUGUGGAGAGAGUAUUACCGCAUAUAUUGCCGCCGAAGUACAUGAACUGCAAACUCGUCGACUGUUUCUUCAAGCAAUUGAUGGCCUGUUCUGUUCUGUUGCCUCUGAUGGACAUCAGCGGAGAUCCCGACAAAAUAAACGCACUUCUUGUGGUACUGUUGGAUGAAAAGACACUUUCGGUGAAUGAGAAUCAGAAUAACAGCGAAAAUAUGGUGGAAAUUCUGGACACAUUUGUGGCCAACAAAGGCAGUCAUACGAGAGACUCAAACAGUUUGAAAAUGGGAAGCAAUGAAGAAUUAAAGUAUCAAGAUAAUAAUAUGAUGGCCGUUUCGUUGAGGCACUUACUGUCUGACCACCAGUUGUUGUUUCUGUUCCAACAGUUCUCUAAAGACGAGGGGUUUAUAAAUUUGGUUCAAUUUGUUCUUCACAUCAAUUCUUUCAGUCAACGGAUCCUAAACCCAGACUUAACCGAAGAGCAGCUCAAAGACCUUCACUUCGAAGUGAUUAAUAUUUUCAAUUCCUAUUUUCUUCCCAAUAGUAUUGAUUACAUUAAGUUCAAUGAAGACGUCUUCAAUGGAUUCAAGUCAGUAGUCGAGGGAAAUCCAAAAGAUGUCGAGCGCCUCCGAACCACUGAACCCCUGUAUGACGCCAUUGACUACAUCUCCAAUCUCUUGGAAACACAAUACUGUCCGCUAUUUCUUGAAAGUGAUCUCUAUUUUAAACUGAUAUGCGGUCAGCGAUGGACUAGUUUUGAAGGCAUGAGUCCAACUAAAUCCAAACCCACUGCCAAAACAUUGAACUCACAUUCCGGGAGUUGUGAAUCCAUUUCAUUGAACUGUCGUUUAGAUGGAAGUCAAGAGUCUUUGGAUGACGUCUUCAAUCAUUUAUCACAAGACUGUGAAAAGUCUUCACAGAAUGGAAACGAAUUAAAUAAUUGGACAGAAUUUGCAAGCAUUGAUCGCAUGAAAGACUUAAGCUCUUGGAGAGUAUCCAUACCUCGAGUGGAAUCUCGAAUCGAUGCAACAAAUGGCAGAGAAUAUGACUAUUUUGUGAUUAGUGUCCAAAGGCUUGAUGUGCACGAGGAGGAGGUGGACAUGAGUUGGACGGUUGAGCGCCGGUAUAACGAGUUUUAUGUUCUCGAGUCUAAACUGAAGGAAUUUCACGGACAGAAUCUCAAUGAAAUCUGUUUACCACCGAAGAGAUCGUUCAUUAAACUGAGUAAACCUUUUAUGGAGUCGCGUCGACCGGAAAUGGAGAGAUUUGUUCAGCAAUUGUUGUCCAGCGCUCACCUCAAAGGCAGUGAACUUGUAUUCAAUUUUCUCAGAUCUCCAGAAGAGUUUACCACUGGAUUCCUACCAGACAUCAGAUUAGGAAAAAUGAUUAAAACUGUUCCGGCUAAGUUCUCCAAAGAAAGGGGUCAACACUUGGAACCAUUCCUCCUUUCAUUCAUUGCAUCCACAGAACAGAUGAAACCAAAGCCAACGAAGAAUGAAAUGUCAGAGCUUUUGGAGUAUUCUCCGCACGAGUUCGCGAUGGCUAACCUCCACAGACCUCUCUAUGCAAAUAUGGGUCAAUGGAGAGAAUCCAACGAUAACUUGAAGUCAGAAACCGAUGCAAAAAGAGUUUACUCUCAGUUGGACUUCCGAAAGCUGAAGAAUUCGUUACUGGUUUCCGAGCGAAUGGUAGAAUUGAUUCAUAUGUUAAGAGACUCUCUAUAUUUCGAAAAUGAUUUACCGCUUCGGACGUGUCUGCAGAAGAAACAGAGAUCUAUGUUAGCGCUGAAGUACGCGCAGGAGUUUGUGCCCCAAUGGCUGGUCAACCAUGUGUUGGGCAAAGAGAAACACCAACAAGUGGUCUAUUUGUUGUUCUCUAUCUUCCAAUACCCGCUUCUUAACAAACAGCUAUUAUAUCUGAUUUUCGAUAUCAUUUUAGACUUGUGGUCACCGGCCGUUUAUCCGGUCUAUCGGGAAGUCUAUUGUUAUGCAAACGGAACUGAAUUAGCCCUUCAGCUCAUCCCUAUUUAG
Molecule: messenger RNA, 2589 nt
Organism: Oppiella nova
Lineage: Eukaryota; Metazoa; Arthropoda; Arachnida; Sarcoptiformes; Oppiidae
Source: the annotation of a GenBank genome assembly